Messenger RNA from Drosophila rhopaloa, 660 nucleotides. RefSeq names its product 40S ribosomal protein S12, mitochondrial. NCBI's taxonomy places the organism in Eukaryota, Metazoa, Arthropoda, Insecta, Diptera, Drosophilidae. Gene Ontology annotation, biological process: translation. Gene Ontology annotation, molecular function: structural constituent of ribosome. The record is from RefSeq and is a predicted model, not a curated record. Gene Ontology annotation, cellular component: small ribosomal subunit; ribosome. The transcript has 2 exons. Bases 182 to 604 code for a protein of 140 amino acids.
UGUUAGGCGCGCCACAUGCGUCCCCACCUCUAAAAAGCAGCUGAUUGGCACAUAAGAAGUGAAUUGGAAUUUAUUUAUUUGAUUUUAUAACACAAAAAGCUAUCUAAAUAGCUUCCAAACAAGCUUCACUGACUUGGGGAACGGCUGUAAACAUAUUCAAGCCGAACGCAACACAAGCAACAUGAAUUUCCUGCGGCAAACUUUGGGCAUUACGAAACAGUUGACUUCACAAGCCAUCCAAAGCAGUUUUGAGACCGCCAUGCGAGGAAUGGCCUCUCUGCAGCAAAUGCAUCGCAGUGGGCCGCACGUCAAGACGCGGCCCCCGCGCCAGCCGCUCGAUGGCAAGCCCUUCGCCAAGGGCGUCGUGCUGAAGACGCUGAUCAAGAAGCCGAAGAAGCCCAACUCGGCCAACCGCAAGUGCGUCCUGGUGCGCCUCUCCACCGGCAAGGAGAUGGUGGCCUACAUCCCCGGCAUCGGGCACAACCUGCAGGAGCACAACAUCGUCCUGUGCCGCGUGGGCCGUCUGCAGGAUGUGCCCGGCGUGAAGCUGAAGGCGGUGCGCGGAGUCUACGACUUGGCGCACGUCAUCAAGAAGAGCCAGUAGUUAUAUAUCGCUUCCUAUAUCACAUUGUUCAAAUGCAUAACCCCACUACAACCGAA